AUGUCUUCUUCACCAGAGCCAGGUACACGCGGUAACCUCACCGCUGAACAGAACCGCAGUCUGCAAGAAGCAUGGGUUCACCUAUUUCGUCUCUGCGGGACUCAAACCCUUUCUCCAGAUACGCCUGAGAAGACAGGCCAGCUUUUGGAGCAUCUCAACAACAAGUCUCCGGAAAACUUCAAUCGGAGUUUAUGGGAAGCCUUUCUGGCCGAUCAUCCCGAUACCACUAUUCUUCGAUUCCUUCGUGCAAGGGACUUUGACGUCGUGAAAGCCGUUGACAUGUUCGUCUCUUCCAUCAACUGGCGAGAAGAACGACAGAUCCAAAAGACUGUCAUUGGAGGUGGUGAAGCGGUUGGUCUGAAGACUUCGCUUACACCUGAUGAAGAAGCUUUCAUGGCGCAAUAUCGCUCUGGGAAGAGUUAUGUCAGAGGAACGGACAAAGACAACCAUCCUGUUUAUGUCAUUCGGGUUCGACUCCAUGAUCCCCAUAAGCAGACGGCUGAAGCCAUGGAGACAUAUGUGUUGCACAAUAUCGAGACACUCAGAAUGAUGGCUCGAGAACCCAACGACAAGGUCUGUCUCAUCUUUGACUUGUCUGGCUUCGGGCUUCGGAACAUGGAUUUCCAUGUUGUCAAGUUUCUCAUUGAGGUCCUUGAGACGAGAUAUCCAGAGACUCUGGGAGUCGUACUGGUUCACAAUGCGCCAUUCGUAUUCUGGGGUGUUUGGACCGUCAUCAAGCACUGGCUAGACCCAGUAGUUGCUUCCAAGGUUCACUUCACAAGCGGAGCCAAAGGCUUACUCAAGUUCAUACCCAAGAGUAACUUGCAAAAGUCCUAUGGCGGUGAAGAUCCUUGGGAGUACAAAUACGUCAACCCAGUUCCUAGCGAGAAUGAGAGGAUGCAGUCAGAGGAGAAGAAGACAAAGAUACAGAUGGAGCGACAGGAGUUGAUUGAUCAAUUCACACGAUUGACUACAGAAUGGAUCGGUGGUAAUAAAGAGACAAGCUCUAAACGUGACGAGUUGGCCCAAUUGCUUGAACUUAACUAUUGGAAGUUGGAUCCGUAUGUUAGAUCUAGCACUUAUUACCAUCGCGUAGGAGUGGUUAACAGGGCGGGAGGAAUCGAUUUCAAGGCUGCGCGUUAA
Messenger RNA from Fusarium venenatum, 1143 nucleotides. RefSeq names its product CRAL-TRIO domain-containing protein. NCBI's taxonomy places the organism in Eukaryota, Fungi, Ascomycota, Sordariomycetes, Hypocreales, Nectriaceae. The record is from RefSeq and is a predicted model, not a curated record.